UAUCACUUUGAGGGUAAUUGGAUUCUUUCAUCAUUCAGGAUGGGGAAGGGAAUGGAAGCCAGCUGCAGAAAAUGAAACAUUUCUGAUGUUAUCCCUUGCCCGGAAGAAUUAUGGGUCUCACUGUAUAGAGGCCUGUUCCACAGCCAAGGACUCAGCACUACCUCAAUCGACACUAAGAAACUUUCUGACCCUGAGGGAGUUACUUCUCAUCUCUGCACCUGUGUGCUCAUCUAGAGGAACCUGGAUUCAGUGAUCUCAAAGACAAGUCUUAUCAUGUUUCUGACUUUAUAACCUGCAGAGUGCAAAGAUCCAGAGGAGUGCCACAGAAAAACAGGCGUUAGAAACAAGGGAAUGUGUAGUUAGAAUGGGAAAUUAAGGUGUGAGGGCUUCUUAUGAAGAGAAAUGAUGAGCUACAUCCAUAAAGAGAAACAAAGGGACAGGAGGAAGACUUAGACAGAUGAAAAAGAUAGAACAGAGUAGAGGCCUUGAAGAUCCUGGAUUCAUCAUCUUAGCUCUGCUGUUAACCUGCUGUAUCAUCAUGGACAAAUUCCUGCGCUUUUCUCAGCCUGUUUCCUUACCUCUAAAACAGGGCAAGGAUGACAUUAUCCAACUCAUAGGACUAUAAGGUGCCAAAUGUUAAAGACUGUCAAGGAGCCUGAGAGAGGAAGGUGGCUCAACCAUGGUCUUGGAGGAAAGGAAGUAGGUUCUCCACCCCUUCUGAAGGGAGAAGGAAUAGGAGAGAUCAACAAGGAUGAAGAGGGAGACAAAUGGAAAUAAGAGAAAAUGGAGGAGUGCUGCUGGCCUAUGCACUGGAUCUCUACAGAGCUGUGAAUAAUACUGGUGCCAUGGUCCUCUAGUCACCUCUAAGAGCUGUCUGAACUGGCCUUCGGAUUGCUGCAACGCUGCUGCCUUAGCAGUGCUACCCGUGACUACCCUGGCUGCCACAGGUUAGCUGGAUCCUUCACUACCUACCGUUGUGGCACCAGUUCUAGGCUCUCAUUGGAGGGACAACACUAUCUUGUGCGAGCAGCUUUUGGUUGGACACUGUGGACACUAUCUGAGGUGCUCCCUUCAGGACUGGAAAAGUUCAAGAAUGUGGAUUAGAGACCUUCUGGAAAUGCUGAAUUUGCUCUGAGAUUUUUCUGAGGGCUCCACGCUGGCCAGGAGGAUGAAAGGCCUCAGCUGGGGGCUCCUUGCCACCGGCGCUGGGUCCUAAGAGCUGCCAUCCAGGCUGGCCGCCCGGAUGGCGACCCCAGCCUCAGCCCCAGACACACGGGCUCUAGUGGCAGACUUUGUAGGCUAUAAGCUGAGGCAGAAGGGUUAUGUUUGUGGAGCUGGCCCCGGGGAGGGCCCAGCAGCUGACCCGCUGCACCAAGCUAUGCGGGCAGCUGGAGAUGAAUUCGAGACCCGCUUUCGGCGCACCUUCUCUGAUCUGGCCGCUCAGCUGCAUGUGACCCCUGGCUCAGCCCAGCAACGCUUCACCCAAGUCUCUGAUGAACUCUUUCAAGGGGGCCCUAACUGGGGCCGCCUUGUGGCCUUCUUUGUCUUUGGAGCUGCGCUGUGUGCUGAGAGUGUCAACAAGGAGAUGGAGCCACUUGUGGGACAAGUGCAGGAGUGGAUGGUGGCCUACCUGGAGACGCGGCUGGCCGACUGGAUCCACAGCAGUGGGGGCUGGGCGGAGUUCACAGCUCUAUACGGGGACGGGGCCCUGGAGGAGGCUCGGCGUCUGCGGGAGGGGAACUGGGCCUCAGUAAGGACAGUGCUGACAGGGGCCGUGGCACUGGGGGCCCUGGUAACUGUAGGGGCCUUUUUUGCUAGCAAGUGAGAAAGUCUAGAGCCAGGUGGGGCCUAGGUUGUGGCUGGUGGACAUGAGAACAGAAACAGAACAGAGAAAUGCCCUUGGAAGAAUUGGGGUGAAUGGAUGGGCAUGGAACGGGAUGGGUAGGGAAAGGGAAGUAUAUGAGGGAACUGGGUGUGCCAGGCAGGCAGUUGGAAGCACUAGCUGGAGACAUUGGGGAAUGUAUUUGGAAAGUUGGGAGGGGCAGGAGAUAGUCAUUCCAGGGUUGGGGGGAGGUGGGAGGGUCAUGCCUAUAGGUAUAAGGCACCUUGAUUUGCAGCUCUGAGGAGGUGGAGCAAAAGGUUCAUGUCUCCAUUGGAUGAGUGGGAUUGGGGGGAAACACAGAAGGCACAUCCCCUAGGAAUGACAGCUCAGGGUUCUCAGGUCCUAGGAAGAGUGGCUGUGAGAGUGGGCUGCUUGGACACGUGUGUGCAUGUGCACGCGUGCUCCUGUGCAUGCUGGGCUGCUUGUCUAACCUGGUGGCAGUAGGAUUCUUCGAGGAGUAAACAUUCCCUCUUGCAGUGGCAAGAACAAGGGGCAGUUCUCUGCCCCUCCUCUUCCCCGUUCCUCCCCUCCCCACCCUCCCUUCCCCCUUCCCAUUUCCCCCUUCCUGUACUCCCCCCCUCUCCCUCCCUCCCUCCUCCUUCUCCCUUCCUCCCCCUCCCUCUCCUCCCUCCCCUUCUCUCCACUCCCUCAUCCUCUCCCCCACCUUCCCCUCUCCUCCCCCCUCCUUUAUUCCCCCCCCCCCAUGCUUCAAGGCUAAGUGAGAAACACUGUAUCUGGACAGAGGGUUCUGGGCCCUUUUUUGCAAGAAGUUGUUAGCAGGGCUUUGGAGAGAAAGCAGUUCUGUAGCUGGCCUUGUUCCCUUCAUCCUCCCCCUUCCCUGUGCAUCACGCACUUGCUGCUGCCUCCUGGGCUCUGACUGAAAGGCAGGGCUGCGGAGCCUGUGGUGGGUAGAGGCUUUGGGAGCUGGACCUGCCUGCCGCCCUCCUCUCCCACUGGGGCACACUGGUGCCUAAAGUGUUCCCUAUCUCUGGGACCUUCUGUACCCAAACGUAAACUCUAAAUUGGGGCUCUAAUUUUCCUUUGGAGUGUGUGGACUUGAAUGCUGAUCUAGAAUAGUCUGGGUCCUGCACUGUGCCUCAGUGAGACUGUUGAAGCUUUGAGAGGAACAUUCCAGCUCUGAACCCAUGCGUGUGAGGGUGACAUGUGCUCUGUGACUGGCCUAUUCUGUGCUGUGGGCUUUGGUGCUGCUUUAUCAAGGGCCAGGUGGAUGGGUUCUAGAGCACCUUCCAUGCCCUAUAGAAGCAUUUAUAUUUUCUCUGAAGCCACGCUGUGUGCAUGGGCGUUACUUGUCUGUACCUCAGAGUCUGAGGAUGUUAACUUCAGAGCUCACAGUCCUCUAGAACAGAUUCAGAUUUUAGCCUUUUCUUUUGAGAAAGAAAUGAUUUCACUCCAGAUGCAUGCCCUGAGCCAGACCUCACUGCUGCACUUUCCAAGGUGCUAAAAUUGCUGCUCUCCAAUGCUGACUUCAGACACAGUGCUCUAGAACCCUGCCCUUGAUCCCGAGCACUGAUCAGCUUAGCUAGACCAUGGUUGACUCUUCUUAGAGAUUUUAACUUGGUCCCAGAAUGUGGCAACAUAGUUGUACUCACUAGAUUGUGGGACCAAAAUUGGCCUCAGGUGUUCAGCCCAGACUUUUGCUUUUGAGAGAGAGGGCUGCACUUUUUAAUGGUAUUUAUAGGGGAGGUAGUAGACUGCAUGCGCCACGUGGUCUGUCAUGAGUAUGCUGAUACCAGAAACUCAGAGCUGGGCUGUGGCAAGCAGUUGGGGUGGGGGGGGUCUCUGACUUGCUCAGGACGAACUAGGCCAGUGGUUUUCUAACUGCUUGGCAGAACCCUGAAGUUUCCCAGGGCUUGCCUCAGGAGUCCUUGUGGAAGAGGGAGGGAGGGGCGCUGCGGGCCAGGCUACUUGCUUGCCCUCAAACAGAACAGUUCCCCUUGUAGCUGUCUUACAUGUCGGGGUUCAGGGUAAGAUUUUAUUUGCAUUAAGGGGUUUGCUGCUGAAAAAAGUUGGAAAACCACUGACUAGACCAUCAGCUCCAAAUUGGAGCCCGUGAGCCCCUAGGUUUGGGACAGACUCUCCACCUGCCCUCUACCACAGGAUGCCUAUGCCCGUUAGCUCUCCUGGGGGUCGUUUGUGAACAGGGACAGCAGGGACCGUGGGCAGGUCACUAAAAUGCCCUGCUCGGAGGCCUGCACACCUGGGUGGAAGGAGAGACUAUUUUCUGAAAGGGUAAAGGGCUUAGUCUGGAUUCCCAGAAGCGUAGCUUGGAUGGGACCACAGUGGGCAGUUCUGACCUGUCCUGCCCUUCUUACCUUGAGGGGCGAUAGAAACCCCAGAGACUCUUCUGUCAGGGAAAACUAGAGACUCUCUUCUAGAGCCAUAUAGUUCCUUGGGAAUAACCCUUGGCCAGGAAGGCUGAGUAUGGCUCCCAAUUUUUAAAUCCAUUUUUUAAAAAAUAAGGGAAAUAAUCUAAUUGCCAUUUUUCAGAGAUUAAAUAGGUGGAGAGGGUGUUUGUUGCUCUCCAGAGCCCCAAGGGACAAAUAGGACUUUGCUUAGGCCAAGGAAGGAGCAGAAGUAGGGCAACUAGGUCCUGCAAUUAUUAAUUCCACUUCCCAUUUAUUCUAGGGCAUACACUAUUUUACUUUUUUAAAUCAUAAAAUGGCGGGAGAACAGAUUUGGUUAGUUUAGAAGAAAAGAAAAAGCUCUAUAAAUAUAAAUAUAUAUUCCUGUAUUUUUAUUUAAUAAUUUAUAAAUACCAAGUUCAUUUGACUUUUAUUUUUGUGUAAUAUGUAAUGGUCGUAUUAAUAAAAUAAAAUAAAGCCCAGAAGUUUAAUGAGAAGGACUGAGCAGGGUUUGUGACUUCUACACUGUAUAGUCUGGGGUCCAGGACAUUUCUUGAGCCAAUCUCUUCUUGACCGUGUUAAGGGCAAGAACUAGGGUGACAGGGAUUUGUGAAAGUGUUGAGAAUUUAGGGGGAAAAAAAUCAGAAUUGCUCCCUGUCUCCCCACCCUAAAUGGGGACUAAAUGUCCAAAUCCAAGAACUCCAUCUAUGCCAACCCAAGCCUUAAGAGGGUGUGUGUGUGUAUAUAUGCUAUUUUGGGAUGGCCAAAAACAACAACCAAAACAAAGACAACCUACCAAAAAUCUGUGUGGUGGUAAUUAAGUCCCCAACUGUGGUUCAGCCUCUAAUUGGAAAUGUGUGAGAAACUCCCUAAUACCCUGCUGCCUACUUUGGACUUAAAAUAAGUCUGGCAAAAAUGAAGCCCCUGCUUCCUUUUCUGGUCCCCCGAGACAUUUAGUUUCAGCCAUUUUAAUGCAAACUGAUAAAUUGGAUGGAAUCUAUAGGAAUUAUUCUGUCCCUCCUGUACUUCUAGUUUAGGACCUCAUCAAAAUCCUGUCUGACAGGAAUAGUGAUUCUAAUUUUAAAUUACUAGCAAGAAUUUCUAAUAUUUCUAUAAUCCAAUGCAAUAAAAAGGUACUUGGGUUUAUAUGUUAAAUUAUAGUGAAAAACAUACUGCCUAGAGGAAUCCAGUCUUGCAUUCCAUUCUCUCUAUAUAGAAAAAUCUAUAGGGCAAACCAUAUUAAAAUCCAAAGAGUGGUUUGGUGAACAUGACAUUAAGGAAAAGAGAAUUAGAUGCUCUCAAAAGUUAGUAUCAGGCUAUGAUGUAGCUAAUGCAUUUGUCUCUGCUGCAUUGUGAUUGAUUUAAUGAUUGUUUGGUUUAUUUUUGCCAAGCUCCAGAAAACAUUUACAUCUUACUAUAAUACACACAAAACAAUAGGAGGUUGAUUUUUAAAGCGGGGAUGAAGGACAAAUUGACAUGUUACAAUAAGAUAACAGCAAAAGGAAAAUUAAUACACAGAAAUGCAUUCUAUAAGCAGUAUUCUCAAAUGCUAAAGCUAGGUUAUGAAUUUAUAGACUCUUGGCAGCUAAAACAAACUGGAAAACAGUGAGAAUUACAUUGCUCUUAGGAGAUGUUAAAAAGUCUAUCAUUUCUCGUGCUUGCUUCGGCAGCACAUAUACUAAAAUUGGAACAAUACAGAGAAGAGUAGCAUGGCCCUGUGCAAGGGUGACAUACAAAUUUGUGAAGCGUUCCAUAUUUUUUAAAAAAAGUUAUUUCUCAAGAUGGGCAAAGUUUUGUGCUAAGAAGACACUGAAUAACAGCAAAUAUGAUGCUGAGUUCUGCACCAUUGUUUCUUAUAGAAACACUAAGUGGGGAUUCGGUAGGUCCUAAGCUUGUUCUAUCUGACUCAUCAGUUUCCUCCGAAUAUGCUCUAUGAUGCUAUAGUUUGACACAGGCCUAAAUUUGACACUAAGCGGACAGACUAAGCAGAUAGUUUGCCCUCAAACAAUUCUCCAUGAAUGUUAUAACUUCAAAUGGCACUGUUGAUAAAAGUUGGUCAACAUUUAAUUGCAAUUUCUAGCAAAAGCAAUAUUUUUACUUAGGAUUAAGAUGAAGAGUCUUUGAAAACUUUACAAGUUGCCUUAAAUGUGGAUGCAGGAGAUGUCUAUAUAUCUAGAUAUCUAUAUAAAUGGAUGCAGACAUGUAAAUAAAUUAACAGUAUUUUAAAAAUCAACCAGAAAACAUAACACAAUGAAGUUCUAUGUAGUUCUUCAUUCAUUCAUUCAUGUAGCAAACAUUCAAACCUCUUCUGUGUGCUAAAUGGGAUAGAGAAGCAAUGAGAUAGUGAAAUAGACACAAAAUUAGUUCCCGAUCUUAUUUCCAUUUAGUAAGGGAAACAAAUGAACAAGUAAAUCAUUUUCACAAAAUAUUAACAUAACUUCAUGUUAGAAGGCGGCAAAUGCUGUGAAGAAACAGAAUUCAUUAGGGUGGAAUUGGGAACAUGUAUGUAUAGAUUUCAAUACUAAAUAGGUUGGGGAAGGCCUCAUUUCUAAAGUGACUUUUGAGUUAGUCAUAAAAAAUAUUGGAAAAAAGAUUUUUACUGAUAUGGAAAAGAUGUUUUUGUCUUAUUGGGUAAAAAAAUAAUUAGAAAAUAAUAUACAGUAUGGUUUCAUUUUGCAUGCACACACACGCCCCUAUAUAGAAAAAUUCAGGAAGGAUGUGUAUGCCAAAAUACCAGUGAUUGUCUCUGGGUGGUAGACUUUAUUUUUUUCAUUUUGCUGUCAGUAUUUUCUGAUUUUUUUUUUUUUUCAAAUAAAAACAUCUGGAGCAGUAUAGUAAAACAAGUUUUUUCAAGUAUAAAGUUUAAAAAAAUUUAGCCAUGCAGAAUGGAAAUUAAGCAGCCGAAUAAAGUCCACUUCCUUCCGUACUUAAAUGAUCACCCACUUCCACUCAAGGCUGGACCUAGGGAGUUAAGGUUGGCCAGGCCACUUGGCCUUAAAAGAUAAUUGGGGUUAGCUCCAAAAUAGAGGUAAGUAAAUGAUCAGGUUCCAAGAUUAUCAGCACUGUCACGAAGAAAUGUAAUGCAAACCUCAUGUGCAGUUUUGCAUUUUCUGGUCAUCUCAUUAAAGUGGCAAAAAGAAACAGGUACAAGUAAUUUUAAAUGAUAUUUUAACUCAGUAUAUAAAAACUUAUUUUGACCUACAAUUAAAGUAUUUUACAGUCUCUUUUUCAUACUAAGUUCUGCCUUUUUGACACUUUCAGCACAUCUCAAUUACUUUCAAGCCACGUGUGACUAGUUAGUGGCUAUCAUAUGUUGCUCUAAGUUAUAGAGAAUUACUGUAGCCUGUAAACAUUUCAAAGUAGUAGUUAUGAUAAGGAUGAAACUGCCAAGAAGCCAAGUAUUUAUGUUGUGUAAUAAGGAAACUUACCCCUUCUGAACAGAACUGGAGAGGCCCUGAUUUAAUUUUCCUUUUCUCAACCCCACUGACUAAUCUUAUAUUAACAGAUAUUUCGUUCUUAUAGGGCACAAUAUCAUUGAGCUUCAGUUUUCCCAAAAUUCCAUGACCCUCUAUUUAUAGGUUAUUACUGAAGGAAAAUUACAUUCAUAAUGGGUGAAUGUCAUAGCAUUACAUACUAGUUUUUAAAAAAAUUCAUUCUGAGGGAAAUAUAUCUCUUCAAUGUUCCCUAUGCAUCAACAAUAGGCAAGACAUUAAAUAAGAUUAUUACAAGAUGCCUUAGUUAGAAUGUAUUGAGCACACAGUGAUAGCAGUGGGAGUGUAAAUAUAAAAUGGUGCCCCUGCCAUUUACAGUUUUCAAUCUCAUCAGGCAUUAUCUUACUUUACAAGUAAGUCACCAUUAACUUUUUUUUUUUACCAAUAACUUUUUAAAUGUGUUUGUAAAAGUAAUUGUUACCUAUUAGAGUAAGUUUGGAAGUUGGAGUGUUUUUUUAUUUUAAAUAAAAACUAUGAUAUUGUGGAAAAAAUCACAGGACAAAGAAGAUUUUAAAGAAAAGCAAUCAUAAUCCUACUACCCAGAGAAAAUCACCAUUAACAUUUUGGCAUAUUUCUUUCCCACCUUUUAUCUGUGUUUGUAUUUUAUGAUCAUACUGUAUAUACAGUUUUGUAUCUUGCUACCUACCAUUAUGUUGCAAGCAUUUUUCCUUGUCAUUAAAAAUGUGUUGAAGGCAUAAUGACUAUAAAAUUACAUCUGUGUGUACAAUAAUUUUCCUGAAAGUGCCCACAAGGAUAUUCAAGUUGUUCACAUAUUUUCACUUUGAAGAACACCUUUAUUCUCAAUUGUGCACCAGUUUUUAAAUUAUUUCUUUAGAACAAAAUAUAAGAAAUAAAAUUAUUGGGUCAAGAUUUUCAGCUUUUAAAAAACUUUUGAUACAUAGUGCUAAAGGAAAGAUCAUACUAGUUCUUGUUCCUUUCCCCUGCCAAAAAAUGCCCAAGUUUUUUUAAUCACAUAUACAUAGUUGUAAUCAUACUUUCCAUACAAUUUGAUAUAAUAAUUAUUUUUGCAUAUUAUCAACUAUGUGUAAACCUUUUAACAGGUGCAUAAUCUUUAAUUGGCUCUAAUUAUAGUUUGCCUAAAUAUUUUUUGUUGGAAUUUAGGGUUUUUUCCCCCCCAGUUUUAGCAUCAUUUAUAUGUAAUCUUUGUAUGUUAAAGGAGACCUGAUAGUAAUUUUUUCUUAGCUUUCAAAGUUGGUUUUGAAUCCCCUGCUCACUUCAAAUUAGUUCCAUAACUUGGGCAAAUUAGUUCACUCUUUCCUUCUCCCUAAAAAGGAUAUAGUUUUGGAAAUAUUUAUUUCUUAGGUUAUUGUGAGAAUUGAAUAAGGUAUCAUAAGGAAUCUAGGGUAGUGUCUACUAUAAACUCAGAUGCUCAACAAAAUUAGGAUUCAAAGGCAUUAUGAAAAAAAUCACAUUUCCUUUUGUUAGCUUGGUUAGUUUAAAUUAGGUACCAAUAAAACAUUAAAAUUUUGAUUGGGUAAAGAUCAAUAGAAAAGAUUUUUCUUCCAGUGAACUCACAAU
Messenger RNA from Talpa occidentalis (Iberian mole), 9275 nucleotides. Its product is annotated as bcl-2-like protein 2. Gene Ontology annotation, cellular component: mitochondrial outer membrane. NCBI's taxonomy places the organism in Eukaryota, Metazoa, Chordata, Mammalia, Eulipotyphla, Talpidae. The transcript has 9 exons. Gene Ontology annotation, molecular function: protein heterodimerization activity; RNA binding; protein homodimerization activity. Gene Ontology annotation, biological process: extrinsic apoptotic signaling pathway in absence of ligand; intrinsic apoptotic signaling pathway in response to DNA damage; negative regulation of intrinsic apoptotic signaling pathway. Bases 1244 to 1825 code for a protein of 193 amino acids. The record is from RefSeq and is a predicted model, not a curated record.